CAGGCCUUGGUUCCUUUGAACCCACCCAGGCACUGGGUUCCUUGCGAACCCAGCACGCUUGCCUGGGUUGGGGGAACCCACCGGCUGGGUUCCAUGGAACCCAAGUGCUGGGUUCCCUCGAACCCACGCUUGGGUUCAAAGAACCCAGCUGGUUCGUGGUUGGGUUCUUUGGAACCCAGCUCGCCGCUGGGUUCUAUGGAACCCAACCCAACCUUGGGUUCCGUGGAACCCAAGCAUGGGUUCGAAGAACCCAACACACCUGGGUUCCUCGAACCCAGGGGCAAGGAAGAGGAAGGAAAAAAAAAGGGCAUUGUUGGGUUUGAUUCAACCCAGGUGCUAGCGUUACAGUCCAGCCAAUACGAUUCCCUUGGUUCAGCUGCUUGGAGGCUGGUGGCUGGUAGCUGCAGCUACACCUCCAGCCUCCUCCUAACUGGGUACAGACGACGCAAUUAUCUUUCCAUUUUCGGAAAGGGGUUGGAUUCCAUCUUCCCCUCCCUUCUUCCCUUUCAUCUUUCCCUUCCAUAUCCUUUCCAUUUCGGAGCAAGAAGAAAAUUUAAGCUCACCAACCGUCCCGGUCGUCCGAUCGGAAUGGCUAGAGGAAAGAUCCAGAUCAAGCUCAUCGAAAACUCCACUAACCGGCAGGUUACCUAUUCCAAGCGCCGGAGCGGUCUGUUCAAGAAGGCCAGCGAGCUCACCGUUCUCUGCGAUGCCAAGGUUUCGAUUAUAAUGAUUUCCAGCACCGGGAAGCUCCAUGAGUACAUCAGUCCCGCCAUCACGACCAAGGAUUUCUUCGAUCAGUAUCGGAGGACGACGGGGAUUGAUCUUUGGAGCACUCACUAUAAGGCUAUGCAGGAGCAACUGAAGAAAGUGAAAGAGGUGAACAGGAAGCUGCGGAGGGAAAUAGGGCAGAGGAUGGGUGAAAGCUUGAAUGAUCAGAGCUUAAAGGAUCUUCAUUCUCUGAUGCAAGAUAUGGAGGAUUCUCUGAAGCUUAUUCAUGAUCGAAAGAUUAAGGUGAUCAGCAAUCAGACUGAAACUCUCAAGAAAAAAGUGAGGAAUCUGGAAGACAUACAAAAAAAACUCUUACAUGAAAUUGAAGUAAGAGAAGAUGAUCCUCAAUAUGGGUUAGUUGAUAAUGGAGGAGACUAUGAUAUUAUUGGCUACCAUGACGUGGGUCCUCGCGCAUUUGCUUUGCGUUUGCAGCCAAACCAACACCAACAGAGUAUUCACAGCGGAGCAGGAUCAGACCUGACAACAUAUCCAUUGCUUUAGUAGUGCAUGCUAAUUUGACCUUCUGGUUUCAUCACUGCCUUUCCUACUUCUGGAGAACUUGCAUUCCUAUUAGUUUCUUUCUUAAUUAUGAUUAAUGAAUGCUAUGGUUAUGUCCGAUGGGAUUUUAAUACAUUAUAUAUUGAUUUUUUUUUUAUUAAUCUCAUGAUAUCUGAUAAC
This is a messenger RNA of Rubroshorea leprosula, 1446 nucleotides long. The record is from the annotation of a GenBank genome assembly. Lineage: Eukaryota; Viridiplantae; Streptophyta; Magnoliopsida; Malvales; Dipterocarpaceae.